GCGCGCCCCGCCCCUUUCGAGCGUUGCGCAGCCGGAGCGGCGCCGGACGCACUUGGAGCGGCUGCGCAUGCGCGGCCGCCCCCCGGCCCCCCCAUGGCGGCCCGCGGCCGGGGCCGGGGCCGGGGGCAGAUGACCUUCAACGUGGAGGCGGUGGGGAUCGGGAAGGGGGAGGCGCUGCCCCCCCCCACCCUCCAGCCCUCCCCCCUCUUCCCGCCGCUGGAGCACCGGGCGGCCCCGCUGCCGGGGGGGGAGGAGGGCGAGUACAUGCUGGCGCUGAAGCAGGAGCUGCGGGGGGCCAUGAAGGGUCUCCCCUACUUCAUCAAACCGGGGGCGCCCCGCAGAGAUAUCGAGCGCUACUCAGACAAGUACCAGAUCUCCAGCCCUGUUGACAGCGCCAUCGACUGGAACCCAGACUGGAGGCGGCUGCCGCGGGAGCUGAAGAUCCGGGUGCGGCGGCUGCGGAAAGGCAGGACCACCAUCCUCAUCCCCAAGUCCAAGCAGCGGGUUGCGCUCGACAAGGAAGAGACCAUUAAGAAGCUGGAGAGCCUGGAGAAGAAGGAGGAGGAGGUGACGUCGGAGGAGGAAGAGGAGAAGGAGGAGGAAGAAGAAGGGAAGGAAGAGGAGGAAGAGGAGUACGACGAGGAGGAGCACGAGGAGGAGACCGAUUACAUCAUGUCCUACUUCGACAACGGGGAGGAUUUUGGCGCCGACAGCGACGACAACAUGGACGAGGCCGUCUAUUGACCCCCACCCCCACCCCGUCACCCCCCGCGGGGACCCCUGUCACACCCCCCCGGGACGUUGGGGUCCCCUGUCACACACCCCCCCUUCCCGGAUGCUGGGGACCCCUGUCACCCCCCCUCCCGCCUGCAGGUGGCACUGGUGCUCCAGGGAUGGGGGGGGGACACUCCCCCCCACCCCGGCGGGGCACCCCAGGGUGCCGGCAGCUGGAGGGAGACCCCCCCCCCCACAUUCAUACACACAUGGGGAGCCCCUGCUGCCCCCCCAACUUGGGGGGGUCCCAGGGGGCUCCGGAGCGCCUGGGGGGAGGGAGGACCCCCAGCCCUGUCCCCAAACCAGUGGUGGGUGGCAGUGCCCCUGCCAGAGGUGGUUUUAGGGGUGACGGGGGGGGCCCCAAAACCCCCCGGCCUCCCCCAAAACCCCCCGGCCUCCCCCAAACUCCCCCUUUUGCGGCAGCUUUUUAACACUUGGGGCUUUUUUAACUCAUUUUGGGUGGAUUAAAGUUGACUUUUGUAUUCCCA
Molecule: messenger RNA, 1262 nt
Organism: Phalacrocorax carbo (great cormorant)
Lineage: Eukaryota; Metazoa; Chordata; Aves; Suliformes; Phalacrocoracidae
Source: RefSeq, a predicted model, not a curated record